Molecule: messenger RNA, 1600 nt
Organism: Nicotiana tabacum (common tobacco)
Lineage: Eukaryota; Viridiplantae; Streptophyta; Magnoliopsida; Solanales; Solanaceae
Source: RefSeq, a predicted model, not a curated record
AACUGAAUAAUGAAAUGGGUCAGAAACUCGAAAUAAAUGAAAUUGGAAAGAAAAUAUCUUUUUGUAAGUAAAUGAAUGAAAUAAAGUUAGAAGCAUGUGGAACAACCAUUUUCCUAAUAAACAUAGUAUUGAACAAAGAAUCUCCCACAGAAGAAAGCCAUGGCUGUUAUUUUGAAGAAUCACAGCCUAUUAAUCACUUUCUUAUUCCUCUGCUGUUUAUUGCCAUGGCGGCAGAUAGAUGGGUUCAAAGUACCAUUUCAUCCAAAGGAUAUUCUGCCAUUUUUACCAAGACAGGUCUCAUGGCCCAUCCUCAACUCUCUCCACAGUGCUGUGAACCUCAUGCCCACUUUUGUUGGGGUUGCUUCAAAUAAUAUACUGGAGUGGAAAGGUGCUUGCUUUUACAAGAAUAUUGCUUGGUUGGAGCUUCAUAAUAAGUCCCAAAGUCAAUUUGGUGGAGGCACCCUUCAUAUUAAGGUGAGCAAUGCACACAGUUGGACGUGUAUGGAUCUUUACAUCUUUGCAACCCCAUAUCGCGUGACAUGGGACUACUACUUAUUGUCUCGUGAGCAUACUCUUGAAAUUGAAGAAUGGGAGUCUCAAGCUGAGUUAGAAUAUGUCAAACAUAAAGGUAUCUCAGUUUUCCUAAUGCAAGCAGGAAUGUUAGGAACCCUUUCAGCACUCUGGGAUGUUCUCCCUUUGUUCACGAACACUGGAUGGGGUGAGAACUCAAAUAUUGGUUUUCUAAAGAAACAUAUGGGCACUUCAUUUGAAAAACGUCCACAGCCAUGGGUCACCAACUUUACUACCGAUGACAUACAUUCUGGGGAUUUUCUUGCAUUAUCAAAAAUUAGAGGUCGCUGGGGUGGUUUUGAGACUUUAGAGAAAUGGGUAUCAGGAGCUUAUGCUGGCCAUUCUGCUGUUUGCUUGAGAGACUCCGAAGGAAAACUAUGGGUUGGCGAAUCUGGAAAUGAGAAUGAUAAGGGAGAAGACGUUAUUGCUUUAUUGCCAUGGGAAGAGUGGUGGGAGUUUGAGCUGACAAAAGAUGAUUCCAAUCCACAUAUUGCAUUGCUCCCUUUGCACCCUGAUCUCCGUGCAAAGUUUAAUGAAACUGCUGCUUGGGAAUAUGCAAAAAGCAUGGAUGGCCAACCUUAUGGUUACCACAACUUAAUAUUUAGCUGGAUAGACACAAUUGAUGGAAAUUACCCCUCACCCUUGGAUGCUCAUCUGGUUGCUUCUGUCAUGACUGUUUGGAACCAAUUACAGCCUGCGUAUGCUUCUAACAUGUGGAAUGAAGCCUUGAACAAGCGACUCGGAACUCAGAACCUUAGUCUUCCUGACGUUCUUGUGGAAGUUGAAAAGCGUGGAUCCUCUUUUGCCGAAUUGUUGACUAUUCCUGAGCAGGAUGAUUGGGUUUAUAGUGAUGGAAAGUCAACGNGGGGGGAUCACAUGUCUGUGUCUUCAAUAAAAGAUGCUUACUCUCUCAAGUUUUUCGAGACCAAUUCAAGUCGGUUACCGAAGUGGUGCAAUGCAGAUGACAGUGUGAAGCUUCCUUUCUGUCAAAUUCGAGGGAAGUACCGGAUGGAACUACCUGGAUACAAUA